This is a messenger RNA of Prunus armeniaca (apricot), 1725 nucleotides long. The record is from the annotation of a GenBank genome assembly. Lineage: Eukaryota; Viridiplantae; Streptophyta; Magnoliopsida; Rosales; Rosaceae.
AUGGCAUGGAUGGACAACUCUUUCUUGAGGAAGGAAGGAAGGACUUGGACAAGUUCUUCGUCAACGACUACUACAAACAAGACUCCACUUAUGUACACACAUUGCCCUGUGUCAUUGGACCCUUUGUUCUUCUACAUUCCAUUCAUCGAUGAAGAUAACAAGUGCCUUGGAAUGGACAAAAAAUUGAGGGUUGUGGCACUUGUUUUGCGGUCCCUCUUGGAUAUCACUUUCAUAGUGCAUAUUAUAUGUCAAAUUCGACAAGCCUUCAAAACUGUGAACUCCAAGCUACAAACAACCCGAAACUCCGGUUGGGAAUCGAAAGCUAAGGCAGUUGCUCAGAAUCUUUCAUGGCGCUCUGUUGUUACUGACGUUCUUGCUCUUCUUCCCAUCCCACAAGUUCUUUUAGUGAAUGUUUUUUUCAAAAUGAGAGGCUCUGGAUAUUUGGAUAAUCGAAAGAUUCUAAGUUUCCUUCUUCUUGCCCAAUAUCUUCCAAGAAUUUAUCGUAUUCACCUCUCCUCUAAGAAACUUACACAAACCGGACUAUGGGCCAAAGGUGCAUUCAACUUUUUUCUAUACAUUCUCGCUAGUCAUGUGCUCGGAGCUUAUUGGUACUUUUUUUCUAUUCAACGGGAGACAUCAUGCUGGCAUCGGGCAUGUGAGGAUCCCAAGCAUAGAAUAGAAUCAUGCAUGGAUAAUUUUUACUGUGACGACGACCCUACCACAACCCCCAGAAAUACCUUGUUUCGAAAAGAGUUUUGUCCUAUAAAUUUUCCACCAAAUGCUACACCGCCAUUUGAUUUUGGAAUGUUUCUUGAUUCACUUCAAUCUGGAAACACGGCGACAUUGGAUUUUCCAAUGAAGUUCUUUUACUCGUUUUGGUGGGGACUACGAAACUUAAGUAACUUUGGUACAAAUCUCACAACGAGUACGUAUGUGUGGGAAAACUUCUUUGCAAUUCUUAUUUCAAUCAUUGGCUUGCUGCUAUUUUUAUAUCUCAUAGGAAAUGUGCAGACAUUUAUGCAGUUGGCCACUACAAAAUCGGAGGAGACAAGACAGAAGAUUAUUAAGAAAGAGCAAGCGAUAGAAGAGUGGAUGGUCAAAAAUGAUCUCCCUGAAGAUAUGAAGAAUGAAAUCAAGAAUAACAUAAGACAACAAUGGGAAGAAAACAUAGAUGCUGCUGAUCUGGAGAACCUGUUCUCUAUUCUUCCGUGGAAUACCAGGAAAUCUCUAAAGCGUUUUCUCUGCAUGAGUACGCUAAGGAAAGUACCAAUGCUUAAAGGCAUGGAUGAAAAGGUGUUGAAAAUGAUUUGCGACUAUCUGAAGCCAGUUAUGUACGCCGAGAACAGCGUAGUCGUUCGAAUGGGAGAACCACUUGAUCUGAUGCUCUUCAUUACAGAAGGUUCGAUAUGGACGUAUAUGCCGGGUGGAAUGCCGACCAACUCGGUUAAGACAAAAGGUGAGUUUUAUGGAGAAGAACUUCUCAAGUGGGCAUCAUCUUCAUCACCAAAACUUCCCAUCUCCACCCAAAAUGUGCAAUGCCAUACCAAGGUGGAAGGCUUUGUACUCAUGUCUAAGGACUUGACUAGUGUCGUCUCCAAAUGCCAACUCUGGUGGAAUACAAAUGAUUCUCAUCAGGGACAGGGACGGGGACAACCCGCUACAGCAGCAGGUGGUGCUGAGAACUCCACUCCGAGAAUCAGGUAUAUCAUGCAUCCUCCUCACUAG